Molecule: messenger RNA, 1369 nt
Organism: Hippocampus comes (tiger tail seahorse)
Lineage: Eukaryota; Metazoa; Chordata; Actinopteri; Syngnathiformes; Syngnathidae
Product: gastrula zinc finger protein XlCGF48.2-like
Exons: 5
Coding region: 353-1369 (338 amino acids)
Biological process (GO): regulation of gene expression
Cellular component (GO): nucleus
Source: RefSeq, a predicted model, not a curated record
UUAUUGCCUUUAAGUUUGUCCCUAAGGCUUUGCCGUACAUCGUUGUUCGACAGCUAAAGCUGGACCUCCGCACGCCACACUACAACACGGCUUCAGUUGAAAAAAACUAUUGAAAAAAGAAAGAUAAUCAACAUUUCUUCUCGAAUUACAGUUAAACGCGACCGAAUUACAGUUAAACGCACCUUAGCCUCGACGCAGGACACCCAUCAUUGUUUUAUUGGACUAUAACAUCAUUAUCUCAAGCUUCGGGGCCUAGUUUAGCUUACUUAGCUUACUUGGCCUAGCUUGCUAGCCGCUGCCUCGCAAAGCAGAGAUCAAGUGUGAACGUAAAGUGUUGUAAUUUUCCCUAAAAAUGUGCACAAGAGGAAGGGCGGAGAACGAUGAGCAACUUUGUGGAGCAAAAGAGGACAGCGGUGCUGUUUUUAACCAGUCUCGAUCUCGAUUUGGCUCACGCGGAGCAGACAUCAGCGAAGAUGUUUUUCCUGAGCGGCUGGAUGCAGAGCCUUCUCACUUGAAAGAGGAAGAGGAGCAGCAGGCCCAAAAUAUUAAAGAGGAGGAGCUAGAGCACCCUUGCACGAAAGCGGAGGUGGAUGAGCCCCCUGACAUCAAAGAAGAGGAGGAGGAUGAGGUUAUCUGCAAGGUGCCAUUUAAUGACGUCCUUCUGAAGAGUAUAAAUGAGGCAAACAAAGAGGCUCCAAGCAGCAGCUCAUUACAACACAUGACAACAAAAGGUGUUGGAAACCACCAGGAAGAAUCAAAAGCAGAUGGCCUCUUAGCUCCACUAUCAGACAGUGACAACACGUCGUCAAAUGCAGAUGAUGAUGAUGAGGAGGAGCAGGAUGUAGAUGAGUCAGAAGGUGAUCUGACCUGUAACACUGACAGCAAACCAUGGAAAUGUUCUCACUGUGGGAAAAUGUAUGCUUAUAAAAGUGCUUUGGAAUUACACAUCAGAACACACACUGGUGAGAAACCAUUCACCUGUUCAGACUGUGGCCGGAAAUUCUCUUGUAAGGGAACCUUAACAGGUCACACAAGAACCCACACUGGUGAGAAACCUUUUUCCUGCUUAGUUUGUGGCCAAAGAUUCUGCUGGAGGGAAAGCUUAAAAAAGCACCUAAGAACCCACACCGGUGAGAAACCUUUUGCCUGCUCAGAUUGUGGCCAAACAUUCUCUGAGAAGGGACACCUAGAAUGUCACACAAGAACCCACACUGGUGAGAAACCUUUUGCCUGCUUAGUUUGUGGCCAAAGAUUUUCUCAGAGGGGAACCUUAGUAAGUCACACAAGAACCCACAAUGGCUACAUGAUUUCAUGCACCAAGGCUGAUAUGUUCCUUCUUAUCGGGAUGCUGAACUUUUCUUUCCCUUGA